Schistocerca cancellata (South American locust) is the source of this 1678-nucleotide messenger RNA. It is a transcript of the gene Sp1, whose product is annotated as transcription factor Sp8. Gene Ontology annotation, biological process: regulation of transcription by RNA polymerase II. The transcript is spliced from 6 exons. The coding region runs from base 1 to 1677 and encodes 558 amino acids. The record is from RefSeq and is a predicted model, not a curated record. Lineage: Eukaryota; Metazoa; Arthropoda; Insecta; Orthoptera; Acrididae. Gene Ontology annotation, molecular function: DNA-binding transcription factor activity, RNA polymerase II-specific; RNA polymerase II cis-regulatory region sequence-specific DNA binding.
AUGCGGCGUGCGUGGAGAAGACGUGGGCCGCGGCGUGCGGGAGGGAAACCCGGCGACUCGCGGGGCAGCUGCUCGCUCGCGCAUGCGCACCACGAUCGCCUCGCCCGGCUCGGCCACGCCGACGUCCGAGAUGGCUCGGUGGAGGUUGUCGGUCUGGCUAAGGGCAAAGUGUGGCCCAGUGUCAGUGUCGAGGAGAUCCUGGAUCACCCGAGCUUGCGCGGCACGCCGCUAGCGAUGCUGGCGGCGCAGUGCAACAAGCUGUCCAGCAAGUCGCCGCCCCCGCUGGCCGACGCCGCCGUCGGCAAAGGCUUCCACCCCUGGAAGAAGUCGCCGCAGCAGGGCGGCGCCGCCACCACCGGCGCCAGCGGCGCUCCCGGCGGCGGCAGCGGCAACAACAACAACAAUAACAACAACAACAAUGGCGCGACCGCGGGCGUGGGCGGCGUGGCGCGCUCCAUGGCGGUCAGCUCGAGCGCCAGCUACACGGGUCGACCCGUCAUGACGACGGCUGGCUGCGCCGUCGGCGUCGGCGUCUCGUCGGCUGGCGGAUACGGCGCGCCCGUCUCCACUGGCGGAGACCUCUACUUCCCCGGGCAGCCCAUGACCACGUCGCCAGAAGCUGGCGGCGGAGCCGGGGGCGGAGGCACGCCUGGCGGCGGCGGCGGGGGCGGAGGCGCCGCCGUCGCUGCGCAUCAGGCAGCUCUUCUGGGGAAGGUGGACGUGUACCCGCGGCACCCCUACGAGUCGUGGCCGUUCAACGCGAUGCCGGGCGCGGCGGCGGCGCACCCGGGGGCGCUGAAGGCGGCGGGCGACGCGUGGUGGGACGUGCACUCCGCGGCGGCAGCGGGCGGCUGCGGCUGGCUCGACAUGAGCGGCGCCACGGCGCACGCGCAGAUGGCCGCCGCCAACUACGCCGCCGCCGCCGCCACGUCGGCCGCCGCCGCCUCCGUCGCCGACUACUCCACGCUCAGCCACACGCUCGCCGCCAGCAACCACCUGCUCUCCGCCGCCGGCGGACACAACCUGCUGCAGGACACGUACAAGUCGAUGCUGCCGGGCGCGGCGCAGGGCGCCUUCGGGCUGCACGCGCACCACGCGCACGCGCACGCGCACGCGCCGUCGCCGUCGCCGGUGUCUGCCGCGGCGUCGCUGCCGCCGCAGGUGCCGUCGCCGCGCUCGCAGCGCCGCUACACGGGCCGCGCCACCUGCGACUGCCCCAACUGCCAGGAGGCGGAGCGCCUCGGGCCCGCAGGCGUGCACCUGCGCAAGAAGAACAUCCACAGCUGCCACAUCCCCGGCUGCGGGAAGGUGUACGGCAAGACCUCGCACCUGAAGGCGCACUUGCGCUGGCACACGGGGGAGCGGCCGUUCGUGUGCAACUGGCUCUUCUGCGGCAAGCGCUUCACGCGCUCCGACGAGCUGCAGCGCCACCUGCGCACGCACACGGGCGAGAAGCGCUUCGCGUGCCCCGUGUGCAACAAGCGCUUCAUGCGCUCCGACCACCUGGCCAAGCACGUGAAGACGCACAACGGCGGCGGCUCCGGCUCCGGCUCCAAGAAGGGCAGCUCCGAGUCGUGCUCUGACUCGGAGGACGGCGCGUCGCAGCCGGCGGCGUCGCCCGCGUCCGUGGCGCACACGCCGCCGCUCGACGACGUCAAGCCGCCGGGGCUGGUCUGAG